This is a messenger RNA of Physella acuta, 714 nucleotides long. RefSeq lists its product as uncharacterized. The record is from RefSeq and is a predicted model, not a curated record. Lineage: Eukaryota; Metazoa; Mollusca; Gastropoda; Physidae.
AUGAAUUGUCUUCUGCUUGUGACGUGUUUUUCCGCCAUUUUUGUCGCCUCUCUGGCGCUGGUGUCCAACUGGAACCAAGAGAUGCGUGACUACGUCCUUGAACUUCACAACGACAAGAGGAGGAAGGAAGGAGGUUGCCAGAUAAACAAGCUCAUCUACGACAUGGAUCUGGAGAACCAGGCGAGACGAUGGGCCGAGGGCUGCGUCUACGAUCACGAGUCUCUGCCUGGGAGGGGAGAGAACUUGGCCUGGGCCUCUAUGGAGCAGCCUGAGAAGGAAUUGAUCCAGGACGGGUUCAAAGGGUGGUUCGACGAGAAGAAUAUGUACAGUUACGGCCAGGACUCGUGUUUUAUGUCCUGUCAUUACACACAGAUUGUGUGGGACAAGACCCAGAAGGUCGGCUGCUGGUCAACCAGAUGUCCCUACCUGACAAACGCCUACCCAAACGCCUGGUGGUUGGUCUGCUUCUACACCCCCAAGGGCAACUGGAACAGGCAAAGACCUUACCAGAAGUCCUGCAAGUCUCCCUGCAGAAAAGGUCAGACCGAAGAGAACGGUCUCUGUCUGGGUGACAUGCCAGAGGAGAGCGAGGAGAGAGAGUGCAAGGACGAGAACCCAAGUUGCCAGGAGUGGGCCAACAGGAACCAGUGUGUGUCCAACCCUGGCUACAUGAAGGAACGUUGCCGACUUGCCUGCAAGGUUUGCAAGCCGUAA